Molecule: messenger RNA, 1523 nt
Organism: Macadamia integrifolia
Lineage: Eukaryota; Viridiplantae; Streptophyta; Magnoliopsida; Proteales; Proteaceae
Product: probable trehalose-phosphate phosphatase C
Exons: 10
Coding region: 219-1271 (350 amino acids)
Biological process (GO): trehalose biosynthetic process
Molecular function (GO): trehalose-phosphatase activity
Source: RefSeq, a predicted model, not a curated record
CUCCACUUUUCUCUCUCUGCCUCUUCUCUCUCUCUCUCUCUCUCUCUCUCUCAUUAAUCAUCAUCUAGUUUUUCAAGCUCGUUUUCUGGUUCUCAAGCUCUUCGAGCGGCGGAGAAGUACGAAGCCAGUAAUGGAGUGAAGCUGUAUAAAUCAAUCAACGAACAAACGGUUGUUUGGAUAAGGAAAAAUCAGAUUUUGUAAAGGAUAAUUAUUUCACAAUGGGAUUUCAAAGACUGCAAGCCAAUGAGCAGGAAAUUGAGUCAUUGAUAAAGGCAAGGUCCAAUGAGAAUGAUGAGCAGAUCAUUGCUUUCAAGACUCCUCCCAUAACUUGUGAUCUUCAGACUAAAGAAUCUGAUCCUAGCAAUACUGAACCUAUUACUAGUGAUGAUAAUUAUGCUUCAUGGGUUAUGAAGUACCCCUCUGCAUUGAGCAUGUUUGAUGAGAUGUUGAAUGCAGCAAAAGGGAAAACCAUCGUUGUGUUUUUGGAUUAUGAUGGAACCCUUUCACCGAUCGUUGAUGACCCUAAUCAGGCAACUAUUUCGGAAGAGAUGCGCUCAGCGGUCCGUGAUGUAGCCGAGCAUUUUCCAACAGCAAUUAUCAGUGGAAGGUGCCGAGACAAGGUGUAUGAGUUUGUACAGCUAACUGAUAUAUACUAUGCUGGAAGCCAUGGGAUGGAUAUAAUGGCCCCAGUGCGGACUAUCCGGCCGGCCAACGCCGAUUACCAAACAAGAACAGUUGAUACAAUGGGGAAUGAAGUUGUAGUUUUCCAACCUGCGCAAGAGUUCUUACCAGCAAUUCAAGAGAUAUUGAAGGCAGUGGAGGAAAAGACCAAAACAAUUCGGGGUGUUACAAUAGAAAACAAUAAGUUCUGUGUAUCUGUUCACUUCCGGAAUAUUGAUAAAGAGGACUAUUUCGAACUUGAAGAGCAAGUGAAGUCUGUGCUUGAAGAUUACCCAAAAUUUCACCUAACUAGGGGCAGAAAGGUUAUGGAAAUACGUCCAUCUAUAAAGUGGGACAAGGGUCAUGCCCUAGAAUAUCUACUCGACACUCUUGGGUUUGGUGAUUCCAAUGAUGUCCUACCAUUGUACAUCGGAGAUGAUCGAACCGAUGAAGAUGCUUUCAAGGUAAUACAGAGUAGAGGACAAGGGUAUCCUAUUAUUGUGUCUUCAAUCCCUAAGGAGACUAAUGCUUCAUACUCUCUUUGUGAUCCAUCGGAGGUCUUGUCUUUCUUGAACCGUCUUACUGAAUGGUGGAACUCUUCUUUAGGUUAGUUUUGUCUAUGUCAAAAUCAUUUCAGCCCUCACCACCAUUGGGCAUACCAUAGGUUUUUUUUUUAAAACAUAAUAAGGUGCUCAAAGAAGAAGAUAUAGAGAAACAGAUACUUGAAAUGAGAUACUGAUCAUAGGUUUAGAUUUUAGAGUCACUUGUUUCCAUAGAGGAUCUUUUUGGCAGAUUUUGGACAUCAAAGCAGUUGUAAUUGACUUUUAUCAUAGUGAUAAUUAAAUUAAAGCUUCCUUGGACUA